Lutra lutra (Eurasian river otter) is the source of this 1510-nucleotide messenger RNA. It is a transcript of the gene SKP1, whose product is annotated as S-phase kinase associated protein 1. NCBI's taxonomy places the organism in Eukaryota, Metazoa, Chordata, Mammalia, Carnivora, Mustelidae. The coding region runs from base 155 to 646 and encodes 163 amino acids. Gene Ontology annotation, molecular function: cullin family protein binding. The record is from RefSeq and is a predicted model, not a curated record. The transcript has 6 exons. Gene Ontology annotation, cellular component: nucleus; cytoplasm. Gene Ontology annotation, biological process: SCF-dependent proteasomal ubiquitin-dependent protein catabolic process.
CGCCGGGGUCCUCCGCGCCUGCGCCCGCUCUUAUAAAGGCCGACGCCGCGCCGCGCCGCCGUAGUGGCCUUGUUCUCCUUUUUUCUCCCCACGUUCUGGAGGCCGCUGUGUUUUUAUCAGCCUCCGACCCGCAGUCGGCCUGAGACCGAGCACCAUGCCUUCAAUUAAGUUGCAGAGUUCCGAUGGAGAGAUAUUUGAAGUUGAUGUUGAAAUCGCCAAACAGUCUGUGACUAUCAAGACCAUGUUGGAAGAUUUGGGAAUGGACGAUGAAGGAGAUGAUGAUCCAGUUCCUCUACCAAAUGUUAAUGCAGCAAUAUUAAAAAAGGUCAUUCAGUGGUGCACCCACCACAAGGAUGACCCCCCUCCUCCUGAGGAUGAUGAGAACAAAGAAAAGCGGACAGAUGAUAUCCCUGUUUGGGACCAAGAAUUCCUGAAAGUUGACCAAGGAACACUGUUUGAACUUAUUCUGGCUGCGAACUACUUAGACAUCAAAGGUUUGCUUGAUGUAACAUGCAAGACUGUUGCCAAUAUGAUCAAGGGGAAAACUCCUGAGGAGAUCCGCAAGACCUUCAAUAUCAAAAAUGACUUUACUGAAGAAGAGGAAGCCCAGGUACGCAAAGAGAACCAGUGGUGUGAAGAGAAGUGAAAUGUUAUGCCUGACACUGUAACACUGUAAGGAUUGUUCCAAAUACUAGUUGCACUGCUCUGUUUAUAAUUGUUAAUAUUAGACAAACAGUAGACAAAUGGCAGCAGCAAAUCAGUUGUUUAAGCAGAAUAUUGUCCUCCUCGCAUGUGUAGUUUGAGUACAGAUUCCAAACUUAUGGCUGAGUUUCUUCUAGUACGAUCAAAAGUUUUUUUUCUUUGCUCUAAAUAAACCUGAAUUGUGAGUUCUCUGUAGAAGGUGGCAUUUUGGGCUUUCCCUCUCUUUGUAAAGCGAUUUCUGCCUAGUUUAUUGUCUAGUUAACUUUAGUUUAAUGACCUUUUAAAAGUUGGCAUUGUAAAUAAAACAAGUUGAAAAAAAGUUUUCUGAAAUAGAAUUAACAACGUAUUAUCUUUAUUCAUGAGUUGGAAACUGGAAAAAGGCUACUUGAGGUAAAUGUUUUGAGUGGGAUUAUUAGGGUGUUUUCCAGCUUCCUGGAGUCAAGGAGUACCACUGGUAUUGAUUAGCCUGUAUGUAGCAGGGCUCCCUUAAUUGGAUCUAAGGACUUGUUUUUGCAUUUUUAAUUCUCAGCUUUGAAUAUGUUGGUUAGAAACCGAGUUACUACUAAAUUUGUGGUUCGGGGGGAAAUGUAACUAGCCAGUCUGUCAGCUUUUCGAUUAAAAAAGACAAAUAACCCAUGCGGUGUGUCAUCUUUUUAUAAUCAGUGAUCCCAUGUGGGGGAAACUUCACACUACUUGCAUGUAAAAAAAAUAAUUUAACCUUUAACGUUAAAGUGUCUGGAAAAACCUAGAAAGCAUCCAUCACGAAUGCAAGAUACUUUCAAUAAAAAAUAAGUUAUGUAGUAGGUGG